UGUAAAAGAAAAAAAAAAAAAAAGAGAGAGAGAAGGAAAAUGCAUAUAGGUAACACAGAACAGAACAGAACAGAAGGAUAACAAGACAGAAAAUACGAUACCCAAUCGGUUGAUAUGUGAUAUCAGUGUAGUUCCCAAUCCUCACCUUCCCUGGCUUGGCUUGCUCACCAAAUUUGUUGUCCUUUUAUUGUUAGAACUUUCCUCUUAUCUGAAAAAGAGAAGUGUCAGUGCACAAAGACAUACAGAACAGAACCUGAGAAACAGACCCUCUCAAACCGGAAAGCGCAAAUGAAGCCCAUUCCAUGCCUAGUUAGCUAUCUUACAUUAAAUGUUCAUCAUAGCAUUCGCAUACUUCUGCUAAUCGCUAUCUGUCUCUUCACCUCUUCCUCCGCUUCCAAGAUCGGAGAAACUUGCGGGUCAGACAACAAAUGCGACGCUGGACUCAGCUGCCAAACAUGUCCUGCCAAUGGGAAUACCCGAACCAGAUGUUCGCGGAUACAACCAUUGAGCCCCACCUCUAGGGUGAAAGGCUUACCGUUUAACCGCUAUUCAUGGCUCACGACUCACAACUCUUAUGCUCUGGCCGGAGCCAGAUCCGCCACCGGAUCUGUCCUUGUAGCCCCUAUGAACCAGGAAGACACAGUUGCUGAACAACUCAAGAACGGAGUUAGAGGAUUUAUGUUGGAUAUGUAUGAUUUUCAAAAGGACAUCUGGUUGUGCCACUCCUUCCAAAGCAAAUGUUUCAACUUCACUGCAUUUCAACCCGCCAUAAACGUGCUUAAAGACAUGCGGACAUUUCUAGAUGGAAAUCCAUCAGAAAUUAUCACGAUCUUCAUUGAGGACUAUGUCACAGCUCCUCAGGGCCUAACAAAGGUGUUCAAAGAUUCAGGGCUGAGCAAGUACAUAUUCCCGGUGUCUCGCAUGCCCAAGAAUGGUGGAGAUUGGCCAACCGUCGAUGACAUGGUUCAGAAGAAUCAGCGCCUAGUCGUCUUCACCUCCAAAUCUGCCAAGGAAGCUUCUGAGAACAUUGCUUAUCAGUGGACAUACGUUGUAGAAAACCAAUAUGGAGAUGAUGGCAUGAAAGCUGGUUCUUGUCCAAGCCGUGCAGAAUCACCCGCAAUGAACACAGAGUCUAGAUCAUUGGUUCUGGUCAACUACUUUCAUUCUGCUCCAAAUCGAUCUCAGGCCUGCGCUGACAAUUCGGCUCCACUACUUGAUAUGACGAAGACUUGUCAUGAAGCAGCCGGCAAUCGUUGGGCCAAUUUCAUUGCGGUUGAUUAUUACCAAAGGAGUGAUGGCGGAGGAGCACCACUAGCCGUUGAUGAAGCCAACGGUCAUCUCACUUGUGGGUGCGACAACAUAGCCUAUUGCAAGGAAAACGCUAAGUUUGGCACUUGUGAUGUCCCUCCCAUUUCUCCACCUCCACCUGCUACAGAAACCCUCUCCUCCGGAAACCAGCAGACCCAAAAUGAUAAUCACACAAACAAUGCUUAUAUUGGUAGAACGGCCAAGCUGAUGCAAUCGGUUGUUGGAAUUUUGGCUACGACAACUUUCUUGGCAUGGUUAUAGAAUGCCAUUAGUUUGGGGGAGUUUAUAAUCAUUGAAAAUAUGUAUGCAUGUAUGUUGUAAACAUAGAGUUUACUCAGUUUAGAAUUUAGAUGGUUCAGCCAAUUUGAUUCCGUGAAUUGUAUGGAAUCUGAGUCAUUUUUCAUCCCACGGCACACUUUAUGGCUGUAUUGUGACUUAGUUUGUUUAAUGAUUGAAAGAACUUAUGAAAUACUUAUCUCAUGAAAGAACUCCUUUCUAUAACA
This is a messenger RNA of Glycine soja, 1811 nucleotides long. Its product is annotated as PI-PLC X domain-containing protein At5g67130-like. The record is from RefSeq and is a predicted model, not a curated record. NCBI's taxonomy places the organism in Eukaryota, Viridiplantae, Streptophyta, Magnoliopsida, Fabales, Fabaceae. Gene Ontology annotation, biological process: lipid metabolic process. Bases 289 to 1569 code for a protein of 426 amino acids. Gene Ontology annotation, molecular function: phosphoric diester hydrolase activity. The transcript has 9 exons.